AUGCUCAGCAUCAAGUUCAAAUCUAUGACAGCAGCACAACAUAAUGCUCAAACAAUGCAGCAGCUUGGUCCUCCACAUUUAAAUCAAGGAGCAAUGACACAUCAAUCACAAACUAAUCAAAAUCCUUUAGGACAUCAGCCAAUGCAAUCAACACAUCAACCACAACUACUUCCUAAUCAACAACACGCUUCUGCUAUGCAGCAAAACUUAUCAGGAAAUACUUCUAUGCAAACGCAAAAUCAAAAUCUACAGAAUAUUUCACACAGCAUGCCACAUCAAAUGAGUGGUUACCCUCAAUACUCAAAGCAUGCAAAUCCUGGUGCAGUGGGAGCAGGAAGUCCUCAAUAUAGAACACCAUUCCCACAACUUUCACCUCAAAUGUCACCAAGACCGCAAAUGUCACCAAGACCCCAAAUGUCUCCAAGACCUGUUAUGUCACCGGCAAAACCUAGUACACUGUCACCUCAUCCACAUGUUGCAACAUUGAGCCCGAGGCCAGCUUCAAGUUUAACACCAAAAGCAGCAACAUCUUCGCCAGUUCCACCAACGUCAUAUGCGCCGCAGAGCACACUGCAAGCAUUAGAACAAAUGGUGAUGCCUCCUAGUAAUGAUUAUCCUUAUCGACCCUCUUUAGGUCCCCCUCAAAAUAUGGCAAACCCAUUAUCACCAUCUUUGGGACCAAGGAUGCCUAUGUCACCACAACAUCACUGGCAAGCAAGAGCAUCGCAUCAUUUAAAUGGUAGCAUGGGCCAUAUGGACCAUAAUAUACAACAAAAUAUUCCUAUUUCACAGACAUUGAAUCCAACACAGUUGAAUCAUACACCUGCUUUGAAUCCAUUUUCUACAGAGGACAUUAUGGACAAGCCUGCAGCUGUUCCAACUGAUACAAGUCAAAUGAGUACUCCUAGUGAACAUAAUCAAAGUGACAUUCAAAAUUCUUCAAUAUCUCAGAAUCAGAAUAUGUCCUCUCCAAGCAAUUCAAGUGUAUCAAAUUUACCUACAAUAGCUACAUCGACAUCAGAUUUGGAUUCUUCCAUUCAAAAUCCCAGAGUUCAUGAUGACAAUGUUCAGAAUUCAACCUCAGAUGCGAAAGCACAGGAAACGAAUAGCAAUGACUCAUCUACUUCUAUGAAGCCUUCUUCCAAUCAGCAAAAUACUGGCAGCUCUUACACCGAUUUCUCUCAGACCAACAUGGGCUAUCAACCCAAUAAAGUUGAUGAUAUACCAAGCUUUUCAAGUGAUAAUUCAGGACCUGAGAACUCAUUGCAAAAUCAAACACAAGGUGCUUUGAACCAACAGAUGCAAUCACAACUUUCAAUUAUGCAACAAACUGGGAUCAAUUCACCACAACAAAAUUCAAACCAGGGCAGUAAUAGUUUGCCAUCGAUGCAAAGCGCACCUCAGGUUGUGCCAUCUUCCACCUCCACAUCUUUGCCAAAUAAUCAGCAAUCAGCACAAACUGCUAAUAUGCUUCCUACAAGUAUUCAAAAUAAUCAUGCACCGAGUUCGCAUUCUUUACCAUCAUCAAUGCUCGAAUCACAAAACUCUCAAUCUUCACUGACUGCAUCUAGCAUGCCUCAAUCACCACAUGCUCCCAGCGUACCAGGAAGUCAAAUGACUACACCAUCCAUGAAUCAAUUAGUAACAUCUUCAAACACAACUGGCAGUCAAAUGAAUCCUGUUACUAGCAUGACACCGAAUAAUCAACAACUGCCUGGACAUCAACAACCUCUACAAGGUAUGAAUGUUCCUCAAAAUACAAAUAUACCCUCAUCAUUACCUCAGAGUCAUGUGAAUAAGCCAAUGCCUCCACAUAUGCUCCCCAACAUGGCCCAAAAUCCAUUGCAGCCUUCGAUGGCUCCAAGUAUGCAGAGUCAAAUGGCGCCGCAAAUGAAUCCUAAUAUACAAUCUGCAAUUCCAGGAAUGCAUUCGUUACCUCCGCAUUCACAACCUCAUGUGUAUGAUCCGAAUAUAAUGGGUGGUAAUACUGGAAUGCCGAUGGUACGGCCUCCUGUGAUGCCUAUGGGCCAUGGUAUGGGUAUGAUGGGACAUGCCGGUAUGAUUGGACAUGCAGGAAUGAUGAAUGAAAUGAACACAGGUUAUCAGCCGCCAAUCAGCCAUCAUCAAGAACGAGCCGCGUUGCAACAACAGAUACAAGAGUUGUAUUGCAUGCCACCAGCUCCGGAGCAUCAAGAAAAGAUUAUGCAUUUACAAGAAAGACUCAAUAUUUUGCAACAGCAUGAAACAAACGAACAAUGCAACGGUGGUCCACAGUGUAUUUUGCAAUCACCACUGUUUGCAUCACCUAUGAUUGAUAGUCCACAAGUCUCUAGCACAACAGGUCGAGGAAGGGCUAAGGGAGCAGCUAAACCACGUAAACCAAGACAGAAGAAAUCUGAAAAGAAUUUGCCAAUACCGCAGCUACCAUUAUCCGAAGAUUGUGUUACACCUGGUGCGGGUAUUAUUAUGACGCCUACGGACAUCACAGAUCUAGCUGAUGUUUCUCAAAAUGAUUUUAGCUUAGAACAAUCAUCAGAUUUAGAUACAUCAACAGAGUUGAAAUUGAAGAAAGCCCGAACGCCAAAGAAACCGCGGGAACCGAAAAAACCCAAGGAGCCUAAGCCACCAAAGGAACCGAAACCACCAAAGCCUCCUAAGGAACCAAAACCACCGAAGGAGCCAAAACCGCCCAAAGAACGUAAAAAGAAAGAACCGAAAACACCUGGAAGCACUCCAAAACGUAAAAGCAAAAAGAAGAAAGGAGAAUCUAGUGAUGAAGCAGUGGAUAUCGAUUCUUCAGCACUGUCAAUUGAGGGUGGUAAUGAAAGUUCUUUAAAUAUGAUGGAUAUGUCUCAAGAAAAUAUAAUUGCAAGUGAUGCUGCUCCUAAAUCAGAGGCCACCAUAGAUGCCGAUGAGGUAACUGAUUUCGAUGACAUACCAGUAUCAAAAAUUGCUGUUAAACCACGAAUUGAUGAAGCUGAUGCUGAUACUGAUGCAGUUACUGCAGAUACUGCAGAUAAUGAAGAGAUUACUACGCCUAAGAAAUCUAAAAAAUCAUCUUCAAGUAGGAGUAAUAGAAAUCGUAGUAGUGUGGGUGGCUCUAAGGCAAGAAGUUCGCGUUCAGGCACAGGUGGAAGAAAACGCCGACGCGGUGGUAUCGUACCUGAAUCUGAUGGCGAGCCGGAUGAUUUAAUAACAACUCCACCACCUUCACCUCCUUUAAAUGACGAGGCUGAUAGUUCCAAGCGCAGAUCAGCUAGAAACACUCAUCGUAAGAAAUACGUCGAUGAUGUGAUGCUACGAUUCUCUGAUGAAGACAGUCCUCUAGUGGCGUUGGCUUCACCAGUAAAACAAGAAAAAGAUGUUAAACCAAAAGAGACUGUUGCAAAAGAGAAGAAAGAAGCUGCUGCUAAAGCCAAGGCGGAAGAAAAAGAAGAAAUUGUUAAUAAACCAAAUUAUGUUUAUAUCAAUACCACUGAUGAAGAUUCUAUGGUUGUUCAAUAUAUACUUGCAUCUCGCAUAGGACGAAGAGAACUGAAACCAACACCACCACCACCUGCUAUAGAAACAAAAGAGGUGAAAAAAGAGGAAACUGAAGAUGUGAAGCCUGAAGAAAAUUCAGAAGGCAAAAACAUGGAUAGUGAAGUCAAAGAUGAAAUUGACGAAGAUAAACCAGUAAUUGCAGAUGAAAAUCAUGAAGAAAAUUCGGACGUAAAUGAUAGAAACUCAAAUGAUGCUGUCGAUGAUAAAUCAUUGAGGCUUGAUGAUGAUAAAUCUGAUGAAAUAAGUGAAAGUAAAGAGGAAGAAGCUGUAGAUUCUGAGGCAGCACCCGAAAACGCAGAUCAAAAAUCUGUUAGUGAAGUUAAGACUGAGCCUGUAUAUAUAGAUAUUGAAGAAUACUUUGUUAAAUACCGUAAUUUCUCAUAUUUGCAUUGCGAAUGGAAGACUGAAGAUGAGCUUUACAAAGGCGAUAAACGUAUUGCCUCUAAAUUAAAACGCUUCAAACAGAAGCAAGCCCAACAACUGAACAUUUUUGAAAAUUUAGAUGAUGAGCCAUUUAAUCCAGAUUAUGUUGAAGUUGAGCGUGUUCUUGAUGUUGCUGAGCAUACCGAACCAUCAACAAAUGAAACUAUUAAACACUACCUUGUCAAGUAAAGUUUGCAAUACGAAGACAGCACUUGGGAGUUGGAAGAAGAUGUUGAUCCUAAUAAAAAUAGAACAAUUUGAAGCAUUUCGAAAGUGCCGCCUAAAGAUAAAUGGAAACCUAAGAGAAAACCACCGGCUGAUGCUUGGGUUCAACUGGACGAAUCUCCUGUAUAUAAAUCUGGAAAUACUUUACGACCUUAUCAACUUGAAGGUCUCAAUUGGUUGACCUUUUCGUGGUAUAACGGUAGAAAUUGCAUAUUGGCUGAUGAAAUGGGUUUGGGAAAAACUAUUCAAAGUUUGACCUUUAUACAUUCAGUGUGGAAAUAUGGUAUCAGAGGACCAUUUUUGGUCAUUGCUCCACUUUCUACCAUUCCUAAUUGGCAACGGGAAUUAGAAGGUUGGACGGAUAUGAAUGUUAUUGUGUAUCACGGAUCGCAAGCCAGCAAAAAUAUGAUCCAAGAAUAUGAAAUGUUUUAUAAGAAUGAAAGAGGCAAUUUUAUAAAAGAUCUUACUAAGUUCAAUGUCUUGAUAACAACUUUUGAGAUCAUUGUGUCGGAUUUCGCGGAUCUUAAAGGUUUCAAUUGGAGAUUAUGUGUUAUAGAUGAAGCUCAUAGAUUGAAAAAUAGAAACUGCAAAUUGUUGGAGGGCUUACGUCAACUUCACAUGGAGCAUCGUGUUUUGUUAAGUGGUACUCCACUGCAAAACAAUGUAAAUGAAUUGUUUUCUCUUUUAAAUUUCUUAGAACCUCAACAAUUUGCAAGCAAUGAAGAAUUUUUACGGGAAUUCGGCGCAUUGAAAACGGAGCAAGAGGUUCAGAAAUUACAAGCUUUAUUGAAACCUAUGAUGCUCAGAAGAUUAAAAGAUGAUGUGGAGAAGUCUUUGGCGCCUAAAGAAGAGACUGUCGUAGAAGUUGAAUUAACAAACAUACAAAAGAAGUACUACCGAGGUAUUUUAGAACGGAACUUUUCGUUCUUAUCAAAGGGUACAACGUAUUCAAAUAUACCAAAUCUUAUGAAUACUAUGAUGGAACUUCGGAAAUGUUGUAUACAUCCUUACUUGUUAAACGGAGCAGAAGAUCAAAUCCUUGAUUACAGAAAUUCAUACGGUGAAGACCCGGACGCUUAUUAUAAGGCAUUAAUACAUUCGUCUGGUAAAAUGGUGUUGAUUGAUAAGUUGCUGCCGAAGUUAAAAGCGAAUGGUCAUCGCGUUUUGAUUUUCAGUCAAAUGGUUCGCUGUUUAGAUAUAUUAGAAGAUUAUUUAGUUUACAAAAAAUAUCCAUUCGAAAGAAUCGAUGGCAGAAUUCGCGGUAAUUUGCGUCAAGCCGCCAUCGAUAGAUAUUCUAAACCAGAUUCAGACAGAUUCGUAUUUUUAUUAUGUACAAAAGCCGGCGGUUUAGGUAUUAAUUUAACUGCUGCUGAUACUGUUAUAAUUUACGACAGUGACUGGAAUCCACAAAACGAUCUGCAAGCACAAGCCAGAUGUCACAGAAUCGGUCAACAAAAAAUGGUUAAAAUUUAUAGGCUUUUGUGCAGGAAUACAUAUGAAAGAGAAAUGUUUGAUAAGGCUUCUAUGAAGUUGGGUCUUGAUAAAGCUAUAUUGCAAAGUAUGAAUACCUCACAAGGCGGCAAAGACAGUGGCAAUAGGCAGCUAUCGAAGAAAGAAAUUGAAGAUUUACUUAAGAAAGGUGCUUAUGGGGCAAUUAUGGAUGAGGAUAACGCCGGUGAUAAAUUUUGUGAGGAGGAUAUUGAUAUGAUACUUGCGAGGCGCACGCAAGUAAUCACGAUGGAAUCGGAGAAAGGAUCUACAUUCUCAAAAGCUAGUUUUGCUGCUUCUGGAAAUCGGUCAGAUAUUAAUAUAGAUGAUCCAGAUUUUUGGAAAAAGUGGGCAAAGAAAGCUGAAAUCGACACAACUGAAAAAGACGAGAAAAAAGAGUUGGUAAUUUCGGAACCCAGGCGAAGAACUCAAAUAAAACGAUACGGACAUGAUGAUGGGGUAGUUGAUAUGUCAGAUAUGGAUUCUUCUGACAAUAGCGAUGUUGAAGCAGGAGGUUUAACAGGUCGAGCAAAACGGCGUAAGGAGAAGUUAGCCCGUAAACAAAGAGAAGAUGAAGAUUAUCUUUCAAGACAUGGUUUAGGAAUCGGCGAAGUCGGUGUUGCCAGUGAAACCAUCGUUUACGGAAGUUGGGCAAGAUCGGAAUGCUUCAAAAUUGAACGAGGUCUUCUCACAUUCGGGUGGGGUCGUUGGCAAGAAAUUUUACAACAUAGUCAAUUUAGACGUGGAUGGCAUGAAUCAGAUGUUGAAGAUUGCGCACGAGUAAUAAUUUUGUAUUGCUUGAGAUUCUAUAAAGGCGACGAAAAAAUAAAGAAUUUCAUUUGGGAUCUUGUAACACCUACUGAAUCUGGUGAAGUUCAAAAAAUUACCAGAAAUCAUAGCGGUUUGCAUAAUCCUGUACCCAGGGGUCGUAAUGCUAAAGGCAAAAAGGGCGGUAAAGGUCCCCGAGAAUCCCCAAAGGAUCCAACUAAAAGCAUGACUGCACAAAUCAGCAUGGAUCCAAAUCAUUGGAGCAAAAAUGAAAAAUACGAUGGUGAUAUCUAUUUAGAAAACAAUUACAAAAAGCAUUUGCAUCGACAUGCUAAUAGGGUGUUGCUGAGAGUGCGUAUGCUUUAUUAUAUAAAACAUGAAAUAAUUGGUGAUUUAGUGCAACACAUUAAUGAAGGUGUACAUAUAAGCUCAAUCCCGAUACGUCUGCCUGCUUGUGAUUUGCCACCGCGGUCUUGGUGGGACGCCGAGUGCGAUAAGUCGCUGAUGGCCGGAACCCUAAAGCAUGGUUUCGAGUGUUAUAACCUUAUGCGCGCCGAUCCGACGUUGUGCUUCCUGAAGCACUGCGGUGCCCCGGCACGAACCAAACGACAAACCAACAACAAAGACGACGAAAAUCCAGAAAUUAUCAAUGAAGAUGAGUCUAACUCAAAGCUUGAUGAUCAAGACGAUAUGUGCAACGAUGAUGACCAAUCAAAAAUGGAUACUUCACCAUCGGGUAUUGGUGAAAAUUCUGAAUCUAAAGAUGGUGAUCAAAAUGAUGAUAUUGAUCAGCAGAGUUCUACAGGUACAUAUCAGUUUGGAGAUGAUGAUACCUCAGUGGGCAAUGCGGAUGACCAAUGGCCUACUAUGCAAGAUCUAAAUACGCGCUUAAGAAGAGUUAUUACUUCUUACCAAAGAAAUUACAAGAGGGAAGAAUUAAAAAUGCAACAGAAGGCUAAGUCUUCCAAACUGGCUCCUUCCACAUCUGCCGGCCUAGUACCGUGCAGUGCCCCCGGCACCCCCCCACCGGUCGUCGCCCCCAACAUGGUCGCCACCCUUGCUAAUAUGGCGGCCAUGCUGCCAGGCGAUGCCUCGAAUAUGGAUCUGCAGAAAUUAGCUAUGUACUUGUUGAAAAUAGAACGAAGAGAAAAGGUUGAACAAAUGAUGAGAGAACGAGAACAACGUCAUCACAGAUCCGUUGAUAUAAUACCAUCACCAACACCGUCUGCACACACUCCUGCACCCAAGAAAUGGUCCAAGCGCGAAGAACAAGAUUUCUUCAAAACUGUUUGCAAUUAUGGUGUCGAAUAUGAUCCAAAAACAGACAGUUACAACUGGACAAAAUUCCGCGCUUUGAGUAAACUUGAUCAAAAGUCUGAUGAAGCAUUCACAGAAUAUUACAAAGGAUUUUUGGCUAUGUGUAAAAACGUUGUUGGUUUGGGAGAUAAUACGGAAUUGUUGGUGGAAGCAAUUAGUGAAGAGAAAGCUCGGCGUACUUUGGAAAGAAUUGAUUUACUGAAUAAAAUUCGGGAGGAAAUUGUACAUCUACCUGACUUAAAAGAAAAGUUGUCGAUAUGCCUAAAUAAUCGCGACACACCAGAUUGGUGGAUACCAGGUGUGCAUGAUGAGCAAUUAAUUAUUGGAGUUACAAGGCAUGGUCUUGGAAAUACUGAACAGACAAUAUUUAAUGAUCCUGAUCUAAAAUUCAACAUAAAAACAGUUGAAAAGACAGAAGAUAAAAAUGUAGAGUCUAAAGAUGCUGUCAAAUUGGAAAGUCAUGAAGAUUUGCUAAAAUUAGAUAAGGAUGAGAUUUUAGUUCAACUUGAAAAAGGCGAAGGGACAUUGAAAAUAGAGAAGGUUGCUGUGAAGAAAGAUGAUAAAGAUGCCGUUGAAAAAGACAGUGAAGUAGUUGAUGAGAAGAGCGAAAAUGUGGAAGAGACUACUGGUGACAAAAAAGAGUCUGAAGUUAAAGAACCUGAAGAUAACAAAGAAAACACAGCUACAACUGAAGAGCUUAAGAAGGAUGAUGAAGUGAAAUCUGAAGCAGAUGUGCAAGAAACACAAUCAGAGACGACGACUACUAUUGAAAAUGAUGACGAGAAACAAAAAACAGCUGAUAAAACUGAUGUAACAGAAGAAGAUAAACCAGAUAAAGUUGAUAAACCUGAAGAAAAGACUGAAGUGGAUGCUGCUAAUGAAGAAGCAUGCACUAAACAAGCUGCUGAAUUGAAAGCUAUGUUCCCUGAUUUGGAAGUUAUUCAACUCAUUCUCAAACAAAGUGAAACUGAAAUGAAACAACAGAAAUGGUUUCGGGAAUACGCAUUGCAAGUCCGCCUGCAGCAUGUGGUGCAUUGCAUAGAACACAACGAAUGGCCAGUAAACAACAUGUUCACUGCAUAUCUUAACGGACUGGGAGCUGAAAUGGAUGCACCCAUUCAUGAAAGUUGCUUAUCUCUUCCCAAGCGUGAUACAAGCACACCUUUGUCAGUAUCUGAGGGUUCUGAAAUAAUAACCAUCACUACAGACCAUGGACUAUCUAGGCAAAAUCAGGGUAAGAAGCGGAAGAGACAUAUUGCUAUAGAUGUUGAAACAGAAAGAGCUAAAUUGCAUGCAUUGUUGAACAACAGCCAAUCUGGAUCAGGUUCAAAUCUAUUGAAAUCAAACUCAUCAUUGACCGUGACAAGUGUAUCUUCAAAUCCAGGAAGUGUGUCAUCUGCACUUUCACCCGCACUCACGGUUGGCACUAUUUGGGAUGAUGAUCCAACUCCUCCACCUGCCCAUCAAGGCGGCGGUAGUAGAACAACGACAAACUAUCCGAAACAAUCUCCAUUAAAUAUGAUUAGCAAUACUAGUAGUAGUCCAUUUGCUCCAAUUGAUUUAUCUUCAGGGCUUACUAAACCAACUACUUCUGACAAGACCAAUACUAGUUCAUUCGAUAUGAGCGAAGUUCAAGAUUUUUCUAUGUCGAAACCAAAAAGUUCUGGAAAUACACCGGGUAGUCCAUCUACAACCAAUACUCCUGCAUUUAGCAGUGGAAAGGGAAAAUUAGAUAAUAUGCUUACAAAAUUAAUGAAGAAAAACAAUUGUUCCAUUGAAGAACCUGUAGUUGGAAAAGAAAAGAAACGACGUAAGCUGGAUGAAAUUGUUCUUGGGUUAUCUGCAGCAAAGGAGCACAAUAAACCACCAUUAUCAUCAUAUCCUCCAAUAGAAGCAACAGUUAAGAAACCACAAGUAACACCAAGUGUUUCCGUGUUGCCUGCUCUUGCAGUAUCCAGUUCUAGUAAUUCUAGCUCAAACCAAAAACCAUUCACAAUAACAGUUACAAGCAUUCCUUCUACCUCAAAAGCAGGUUCAAGUUCUCAAUCUAGCAGUUCCCAACUUCCAUCAAAAACGGAUUCAUUUGCUGCGUUUUUGCAGCAGGCUGAACAACAAAAUUUAUUGUUGAAGCAGCAGCAGAAACUUUUGCAAAACUUGCCAUCGACAUCUGCCCAAAGGAAAAGCUAUGAAGCAAUUCUUGCAAGUAUAAAUAAAGCAGCAGAUUAUAGUCCAAAAUUGCCUGGAUCUUACUCACAUGAAGCAAAAGUCAAUAAAUGGUUGGCAGAGCAGAAUGCUGUUAUACCAGAGCAGCCAUUAGGAGCAGAUUACUUAUCCCGAAGAAGAAGACCGAGGAUGGAUCCUACAAUUUUGGAUUGGAAGAAAUUAACUGGAGAGGAAAAUGUCUCUGUGAUUCAUCGCACUACAGGCAAAAAAAUUACUGGGAGCAAAGCACCUCAAUUGAAAAGACUAAGUCAAUGGCUUAUAGAGAAUCCAAUGUAUGAUGUGGAUCCAAAAUGGUCGGAACUUGUAAAAGAAAGUAAACCUUCUUUAGAUCCUAAAUUGCAGCGACCACUGAGCAGUGGCAGUCUAAGUUCUAACCCAGAGAGGAAGAAGAGUAGAAAUAUGCUUGAGUCUCCAAGUGUUUCUCCAUCUGUGAGCAGUGCAAAUUUAGCUACUUCUUUAGCUUCCAGUAUGCAGUUUCCUUCUUUAGGUGCUAGCAGUUUAUCCGGGUUGAAUAGUAGCUUGCUCUCUGGUAUGUCAGGAAUGGGUGCUUUUGAUCCAAAGAAUCCAUUAUUAAUGCCAUUUGGUGGCAUGCCAAAUAUGAAUGCUUUGGCGGGAAUGAGUGGGCUUGGGAACUUAAGUAAUAUGAAUCUCUUUGCCAAUCUUGCCAGCUUGGGUCUACCAGGCUUGCCAGGGAUGGAUGGCUCCGCAAUGAGUGCUGAUGGUAACUUGUCAUCUCCAGGUGGAACAUCAGGAAGCAAUAAAGCUAAAAGGAAGAGUUCGGAUUCGCAUACUUCAGGCAAAACUCCCACAUCAUCAUCUAGUUCAAGUUCAAUACCUACGACAUCACCUUUCCCAUUUUUCUUCCCUAAUCCUAGCCUUUUGUACACACCUCUUGGAUUGGGUUCUGCUCUCAAUCCAUUUUCACUCCAACCUGGUAUGUCUGCAUACGAUACUUUAGCUCAGCAAUGCAGUCUUUUGAAUGGAGGGCUAGGUGUGAGUUCAUCUUCUACCACAACAACAUCUCCAUCAACAAGCUCUCGGCCUUCAAGUAAAACCAGCUCCAGGGUUUCCAUGACACAAUCUUCACCAAGUAGUAGGCAUAACCGAGAUAAAUUACAGCAACAAGCUGCUGCACAAUUGCAUCAGCAGCAACUGCAGCAGCUUUUGUUACCACAUGAUACACAUUUAUUGGAGACUCUCAGCAGAGCCACCAGCUUGGAAGCAGCACAGGCGGCUCUGAGAAAUGCCACUGAGAAACAUCAGAGAUCUGAGAGUAGAAAUCAGUCUGAUCAAUUGAAACUUGAGAAGGAAAAGCGGAAGAUUUUUGAACAAAUUACUAGAAGUACACUACCUGCUGCUGCAUCUGACUUUGUCACAGCUCAUGAACGAAUGAAUAAGACCUCAAAGAGGGAUGACAAGAAACCUUUAGAUUCAAGUGUAGAUAUAAGCAAAGCUUUAUUAGCAGAGAUGGCUGCUAGUGCGAUGGCAGCGUCCACAGGGUCUUCUAAACGAUCUAGAGAACAAGAAAUGAAAGAAGCCUUAGAGCACCUUAGUAAAACGUCUGCAGAAUUAAUAGCUAGAAGUCUUGCUGCGGACGAACAGCAAAGGCCGCCAAGCGCGCAUAAAAGACCUCGUGAUACUCCUACCAAAGAACAAGAAAUUACAAAUGUUCCAGACGAAUUACCUAUAAAACGACUUCGUGAAACUACGAUAGAAAAAGUGGCGCCCGCGUCGGACAGCCAAUCAGCGGCGAAUGCGGCCCCACAAAAUACCAAUGAAAUGGACAUUGAAGAUUUGAUAGCCCCUUCUACAGUAGUAAAAGGAGGAUCUCUAGUUGUGGAAACCACCAAUGUUGAAGACAAAAUUAGCAAUGCAGCUUCACCUGCUGCAUCAAUAUCUCAAAUAACAUCGCCUGUGCCUGCUGCCAGCCAGUCUGGGGAAUUGUCUGAGCAGUCACAAGUGAGGAUAAAGACACCCACUCUGCUGAUGCUCAGUCUGGUAAUUCAGAGUCUGAUAGUCCAGAAUCUGCGGCGAAAAAAGCCAAUAAGAAGCGUAACAAGAGGCCGAGAUCGGGCGAAUUGGAACCUGAAGUUAUUGCACCAGAGCGUAAGAGGGAAUUGCGAUCUAGUGCAGGAAGGGCUGCGGCUGCUGCUGCCGCCAGAGCUGCAGCAGAAGCAGCUGCUGCCAAACAACAAAUUACACAGAUACCUGCAGAAACGGAGGAGAUAUGAUGUGUUUCCACUCGUACUAGGAAAUUGAGAAAGUGAUCAUAGCUUAUUUAACAAAAAUUAAAAAACUAUGAGAUUAAAUAGUGUUGUGUUCUAAAAUAUAGACUAGAUAUAAUAGGUGACCCAAAAUAUUAUUAUGAAUGACUGUUCAGAAUUUGAACUGCUACUGAAUAUUGUAAUGUAUUCCGGACGUUUCAUAAAUAUGUUUUUGUGGUAUUUGUGUUUUAACAAACUGUUAUAUUAAUAACUUUUUUGUUUGUUGUGCAUUCUGUGAUAGCCGUUUCUGACAUUAGAAAAGUUCAGGGACAUCAACCCUUUUAACACGUUGAUUAGGCAAGAAGAAUGCCUUGACCUUGAUGUAUAUAUAUACUAACUUAUUUUAUAAAAUUUUCUAUUUCUAUUUUAGUUUGAACAAAUUUUAUUUCCAAGUAUUAUAUGCUAUAAAGUAUUUUAAACAAUUGUAUAACUUUUGUAAUUCGAUUCUGUUAUGACUCUUAUAUUUAGUACAAAUUAAUAAAAUAAAUUAAUCCAUUGUA
This is a messenger RNA of Ctenocephalides felis (cat flea), 12751 nucleotides long. RefSeq names its product chromodomain-helicase-DNA-binding protein 7-like. The record is from RefSeq and is a predicted model, not a curated record. NCBI's taxonomy places the organism in Eukaryota, Metazoa, Arthropoda, Insecta, Siphonaptera, Pulicidae. Gene Ontology annotation, molecular function: ATP binding; ATP-dependent chromatin remodeler activity; protein binding.